AUUCGUCUCUUCCUUCAAGUCAUACCGCGCAAACAUAUUUUUCUUGCACCAUAUGAGAGUUUUUAUUAUUUUUCAAGCUUGACAAGGAAUCAUUAAUCAUAUGCCUCAUAUGAACGGCCAAGUACUUCUCUGAUACUCAACCGAUCCUUUACACCAUGACUAUUCAACGCCCUCGACUGCUACUCAUCGAUUCCUAUGACUCUUUUACGUUCAAUCUAGCCGCACUUUGUCGCACUGCUGUUCCUGAUUGCUCUAUCCACCUCAUUCAAAACGACCAACUUUCCAUCGAUGAACUUCUCCCUUUACUAAAAAGUUUUUCUGCCAUUAUCAUUGGCCCCGGCCCCGGGUCACCUGAUCUGCCAGAAGAUAUCGGAGUCGUGAAAGAUAUAUGGAAACUAUCUGAGUGCGACCUUCUGCCUAUCUUCGGUGUUUGUUUGGGCUUCCAAAGUCUGGUCAUAGAGCACGGAGGUCAGCUCAGACGAUUGCAAGUCGUCAAGCAUGGUCAGGUCUCGCAGAUCCUUCACAACGAAAGGGACAUCUUCGAAAACCUGCCCCAAGUUACGGCUGUGCGCUACCACUCUUACCAUGCAGAGCCACAUUCAAAAGAAAUAGAGCCGCUAGCUUGGGCGGACGAUGGAGUCGAGAAUGGCUCCGUACUCAUGGCCGGAAGGCACCGAACCCGUCCAUUCUGGGGUGUUCAGUAUCAUCCAGAGUCCGUACUUACCGACGAGGGAGGUCUGCAUAUUUUGCGCAACUUUUGGGCGUUGGCAGUUGAAUGGUCGCAGAAACGAGGAAGAUGUCUAUUUCCCCUUGAGCCCUCCGCAUUGGACAUCCUUGGCCCCUCCUGGCCUCACCUACAACCCUCAUCACUAUCCUCGUCUCAGACGACUGCGACAUCUGUUCUUACACAUGUCGUUGAUCUACCAGGGGCAACCGCCGUCAAGAUUUGUGAAAUGCUAGGUGUGGACGAUCACAAAUCUCCCUUCAUUCUAUUGGACUCUGCAGCGAGUCCCGGAAGAUUUUCCAUCAUUGCUUCACUUCUUCCCACAUCCCUUCAAAUCCUUUACUCUGUUGGUGAUAUUGCUGUCACUUUGAAAAGUGCAAACUCUGUAUGGCAUGAGACACUGGAUGGAUAUGAUGUCUGGUCCUGGAUUUCUCGCUUCAUGCGGCUCUCGAAAGCUCGGGAUGGUUGUCCUGAGGUGCCUUUCUGGGGAGGUCUCAUAGGAACUCUCAGUUAUGAGCUUGGAGUAGAUUCUCUUGAUGUACCUCUACGGCGUAACCGAAGAGAUAUGAAUGCGCAUCCCGAUAUAAACCUCAUUUAUGUUCAGAGGUCCCUAGUGCUCGAUACAUUGACGAACAAGGUUUACAUCCAAAGUUUGCUGCCGGAUGACUCGGAAUGGAUGGCCAAUAUUUCUGAUGAAUUGAAGAAACUUCCUUCCAGUUCAUUGCCUACAAGGGCUCCUUCGAACAUGCGGAGUGCCUCCGCUCUCGUGGCAUUGCCCGAUCGCUCUCGUUACAUCGCGAAAAUCGAAAGUGCCCAGGAUUUUCUUCGUUCUGGUGACUCGUACGAACUUUGCCUGACCGCACACACCCACCUAUCUGUACCAAGUUUUUUGUCCACCUGGGAAAGGUACAAACUUCUUAGACGAUGUAAUCCUGCCCCAUAUUCUGCAUAUCUUCGGCUUCAACCUUCGACGUUUCUUUCAUCUUCCCCAGAACGGUUCAUUUCCUACUCCCGCUCACCGAAUACCUUGUGCCAACUUAGACCUAUCAAAGGCACGUUGCGUAAAGCGCCGGGCGUCACUCGCGCUUAUGCUGAAGAGGCCCUACGAGGGAGUCAGAAGGAGGUCGCGGAGAAUCUUAUGAUCGUGGAUCUGAUUCGACAUGACUUGCAUAGUGUGGUAGGGUUGGAUGUUUAUGUGAAGCAGUUUUGUCAAAUAGAGGAAUAUGAGAAUGUUUGGCAGAUGGUCAGUGUGAUUGAGGGUCGUCUUCCAGCUGGCUCUCAGAGAGACGAUCUUGGUUGGGAAGUGUUAAGACAGAGCUUACCUCCAGGUAGUAUGACCGGUGCUCCCAAGAAACGAAGCGUUGAAAUUCUUCAAAAUCUGGAAGAUGAAGAUCGAAGCCUUUACUCUGGCAUCUUUGGAUAUUGGUGUGUUGGUGGUGGAGGUGAUUGGUCUGUUGCCAUCAGGAGCUGCUUCAAGCAUGAGCUGGAUUCACAGGAUCCAGAGAUGGAGAAUUGGGUCAUCGGAGCUGGAGGAGCAAUAACAGCAUUGUCAGACCCGCAGGCGGAGUGGGACGAGAUGCUUUUGAAGCUACAGGGAGUCUUGGGUGCCUUUGGGGCGGCAAAGCCUAGGUGUUAUGACUGACAUUCAACUUAGUUACGGUGUCUUCCUCGAAACUUUCAACGACUUUCUAACUGAAUUCAACUUCAAACGUUCCUUUUCAAACGAUAUCUACAUAUAUUCAACUACAUAGUCCUGUCAUCAUCAGUAAUCCCAUAGUAGAGAAUAAUUUAGGCUGGUAUAGUCAUAGAUGG
Molecule: messenger RNA, 2536 nt
Organism: Lentinula edodes (shiitake mushroom)
Lineage: Eukaryota; Fungi; Basidiomycota; Agaricomycetes; Agaricales; Omphalotaceae
Product: ADC synthase
Exons: 3
Coding region: 156-2366 (736 amino acids)
Biological process (GO): L-tryptophan biosynthetic process
Source: RefSeq, a predicted model, not a curated record